Molecule: messenger RNA, 547 nt
Organism: Neopelma chrysocephalum (saffron-crested tyrant-manakin)
Lineage: Eukaryota; Metazoa; Chordata; Aves; Passeriformes; Pipridae
Product: class I histocompatibility antigen, F10 alpha chain-like
Exons: 2
Biological process (GO): immune response
Cellular component (GO): external side of plasma membrane
Source: RefSeq, a predicted model, not a curated record
CCCCCAGUUCUCCACUCCCUGCGUUACCUGGAUGUGGCGAUGUCAGAGCCCAGCCCGGGGAUCCCUCAGUACAUGAUCAUGGGAUACGUGGACGGGAUCCCCUUCGUGCGCUACGACAGCGAGCGGGGCCGGAUGCAACCGCUGACGCCGUGGAUGGCGGCCGGAGCCGAGCCGGGAUAUUGGGAUAGAGGGACCCAGACUGCUGAAUGGAACCGGCUCCUGGCUGCCAACAACCUGGAGACAGUGGGGGCCCGGUACAACUGGAGUGGGGGUCUCCACACGGUGCAGACACUUUCUGGCUGUGACCUCCUGUCCGAUGGGAGUGUCCGUGGGUCCCGUCGGGACGGCAUCGAUGGGCGGGAUUUCAUCUCCUUCGAGCUGGGAUCCAGGAGCUUCGUGGCGGCCGAUGGAGCUGCCCAGAUCACCAAGAGGAGAUGGGAACACGAUGGGAUCGCAGUGGAGAGACUGACACAUUACCUGGAGAACACCUGUCCAGAAGCGCUCCGGAGAUUCGUUGGAUGCGGGCGGGAGGCACUGGAGCGCAAAG